GUUACUGCACGAAAUGCGCGAGCUUGACAUCAGCGUCGCGUGUUGACUGUCACAAUGAGCGUGCUGAAUUGAACUGGCUCCCUUGUCUGUGUAUUAGCCGGCUACUCUCUCGCUGAAGUGUUGUUUCUUCUUUAAAUAUUUUUAAUUGAGAGGGUACAUGAAACGAAUCGUCGCACCCAAGCGGUGGGCGGCGAUGAACCGCGUAGAGCAUCCUCGUCUCAUGCCGAAACAGCUGCUCCAGGGUGUGUGUGGGGGAUUGAGAUGGCUUGAGAUGAAGAAUCUCGCGGAGUACGUGGCGAAGCGCGCCGUGGAGGAUGGAUUCCCUAGCACAAAGAAGCAGCGGAGAGCACUCGGUGCUCGUUCACCUGAACAUCUGCGGCCCCAGAUGGUGAGGAAAAACAAAUUUCCGACGAAAUUAUCCAGAUCCUCAUCCAGUGAGGCCGCUCCGGCCUCAAACUGGGCAGAAAAAGUACUCCCGGCUUCGUCAUCAACGCAUUCCUUGCCGGAUCCUGGUGCCCUAGUAUGUUCCUCUACUGCGAUGACGGUUCCUUCUUCGUUGGGGGAGCUGGUUGCGGUGACGAAGCAGAAACGCCUCAUAUCGUAUGAUGUCCUGGAUUGCACGUUCGGCACCGGAUUUCACUCCGGGGUCGUGCUGGAGAACGGGAAGCCGUACACGCGCGUUGUCGCGAUGGAUUGCGAUUUGGACGCCGCGACCGGCGCACGGGAGGUGGCAGAGGAGUUCGGGUCGCACCGGUUUCGCUUCUACGCCCGACCCAUGUCGGAGGCAAAGGCGCUGUUUGGCGAACGUUCCUUCGACGCCGUCGUCAUCGACCCCGGUCCCUCCCUCACCCAGCUCGAGAACCCAGAACGUGGGUUUCUGCUCGAUGACGAGAGCGAUCACUGCCUUGACAUGCGCUACGGGCCAAGUCACGGCCUGAGUGCUUUGGAAUACCUCAACACAGUUCCACAGAAUUCGUUGUCCAGGUCCCUGGCGUCGUACGAGCUGCUGACGCCCGAGCAAUCCACAAAGCUGGCGCGUGCGAUACGCAAAGGGCGGCCUUUUGGGGCAUCCCGCAGAGUUCUCGAGGUUGUGGAGGAGGCUGGAAAUGACCUGCCGGAGGAAGGAUGGAUGGCGCAGGACAGUCGGCGGAAGGCGCCGAUGUCGUGGAAGUUUCUGACCUCUCUGCGGUGCAUCGUGAAUCACGAACGCUACGAGUUGAGUGAGGCGCUGCAAAACGCCUUGUUGCUCCUGCGCAGCGAUGGCCGACUAGUUGUGUUCUCGCGACUGCCAUGGGAGGAAAAAGUGAUCGCGAGUACGAUUGAACAGCACCCACAUGCACUGCUGAGCUACUCGGAAAGGGUCUCUAUCGAGGACGUGCAAGAGCAUGGGCACUCGCGCCAUACGAAGAUGUGGGUUGCCACACGGACGAAGCAGUCGUCGUACAUUCUCAAGAACAGCCGCUCUCUCACGGAGGAGGCGGUGAGGGAGAGUGCGGUGCGCUGGAUGGGUGGGCUCUACGCAGGGCAGACCUAUGGCUUCCCAGCCAACAACUUUACCUUUGAGAACAGAGACCGCAAGGAUUGGGCUGCCGUCCGCAACAAUAGUAAGCCACUUCCGUUUGACUGGGACGACGACCCGAAGGGGUAA
Molecule: messenger RNA, 1648 nt
Organism: Leptomonas pyrrhocoris
Lineage: Eukaryota; Euglenozoa; Kinetoplastea; Trypanosomatida; Trypanosomatidae
Product: putative mitochondrial S-adenosyl-methyltransferase mraW-like protein
Exons: 1
Coding region: 539-1648 (369 amino acids)
Biological process (GO): rRNA base methylation
Molecular function (GO): rRNA (cytosine-N4-)-methyltransferase activity
Source: RefSeq, a predicted model, not a curated record